AUGUGUCAGAUAUCUGCUGCUGCUUCCUGGCUUGAGCAGCUGCAGCUGAUACAUGGUGAUCUUCGACCCAUCAACAUCUUACUGGACCAUCGCAGCAAUGUCAAACUGUGUGACUUUGACAACGCGUACCAUUUCGGGGAAUACAUCGUCGGUGCACACCAACCUUACUACAAGAUGAGCAAGCAAGGUCAUUUCGGCAAAGCAGGGGUCGGAACCGAGCAGUUUGCUGUUGGAUCUUGCUUUUACUUCAUCCUCACGGGCGACGACCCAGAUUUCUUAUUAGAUGCAGACGGUGAAUACGCUAGUUGUUCUAUUGACGGGUUUCUGAUGUUCAACACUUUGCUGCAGAAGUGCUGGAACAUGGAAUAUGCAUCUGUCGCCGAUCUGAAGACCGAGGUCGUUUCUAAGGUGGAAGAAGUGGAGCAUCUUGAAUUGGGGAAGGACAGCAAGAUUAUGGGAAUGGAAGAGUUUAAGAACCGGGUCAAAGAGUGUAAAGAUUACCUGGCACGCUGCAAACUUGAUUUUGAUGGAGAUACUUGA
Messenger RNA from Endocarpon pusillum Z07020, 540 nucleotides. RefSeq lists its product as uncharacterized. The transcript has a single exon. Gene Ontology annotation, biological process: protein phosphorylation. Gene Ontology annotation, molecular function: ATP binding; protein kinase activity. The record is from RefSeq and is a predicted model, not a curated record. NCBI's taxonomy places the organism in Eukaryota, Fungi, Ascomycota, Eurotiomycetes, Verrucariales, Verrucariaceae. The coding region runs from base 1 to 540 and encodes 179 amino acids.